Molecule: messenger RNA, 7647 nt
Organism: Scatophagus argus
Lineage: Eukaryota; Metazoa; Chordata; Actinopteri; Scatophagidae
Product: hemicentin-1-like
Exons: 27
Coding region: 132-6374 (2080 amino acids)
Source: RefSeq, a predicted model, not a curated record
UCACAGAGUAGCCAACUUCCUCGUACUCCCUUUCAUAUACUGAAAUCAGCAUUCAAUGUGCUCAAACUGACAAAGUGAAGCAGUGUGAGCUCGUUUUUGAAUUGGUCAAACUUGAUGAGGCUCUGAGUGAAAUGGAAACGGCUGUGAUUCACUUCAUCGUUCUGGGAGUCGUCUCACGUUUAACCACAGGAGCUGGUGUGUUGCCAGAUGGUCCUCUGAAUGCAGCUGUGGGACAGACGGUGACGUUCACCCCAACACUGACUCCACCAGGAAAACCACUUGUAACAGUCAUAUGGAACUUUGAUCAGAAUAAGAAUAUAAUCACGUUUAAUGGUGUAACCCUCAUUGCACCAGAGUAUGAAGGCAGGAUCACCUUCUCCCCUUCUGCUGGAUCUCUGGAGCUCUGGAAUGUGAAUUUAAAUGACACUGGAGAAUACAGCGUUUUCAUUAUACGACAGGGAGAACAAGCAAAGAAUGGAGCCACCACACUGAGAGUUUAUGAGCCAGUCUCCAAUGUAAUGUUAGCUGCCAGCAGCACAGACCUGGUGGAGUUCAACAGCUCCGUCACACUGACCUGCUCCUCCUCUGGAUCCUCCCUCUCUUUCCUCUGGCUGAACAGCAGCUCUGAGGUGACAGAAAGUGACGGAGUUCAGCUCACUGAUGGAGGCUCCACCCUCACUAUAGUCAAUGUGACCCGCUAUGACCAGGGACCAUUCAGGUGUCUCGUGUCCAAUCCUGUCAGCAAUGGCAGCAGCAAUGAAGUAAACCUCUCCAUCAGCUAUGGCCCAGAAAAUAUUAUUUUAACAUCUCCACAUGAACACUAUGCAGUAGGAUCAAACAUCACCCUGUCCUGCUCAGCUGACUCCAGACCUGCUGCCAUGUUUUACUGGUUUCUGAAUGGAGACCAGCUGACUGAUACUGGAGCAGAGCUCAGACUGACAAACAUUCAGAUGAGUCGGAGUGGAAACUACAGCUGUCAGGGCUUUAACCAGAAAACUCUGAGAUAUGAAACGUCUCUGCUGUCAGUUGUCUCUGUACUGGAGAGAAUAUCAGGUGUUUCUUUGACAUCGACAACAAACCUGCCGAUUGAGGGGAAGUCUGUCAACUUAACCUGUGAGGCUGCUGGCACUGUAUUUAACAGAAGGUGGAAGAAGGAUGGCUCAGAUCUGAUCCUGGCAGACAACAUGAUGCUUUAUGACGAGAACAGAGGGCUGUUUAUUGACCCUCUACAGAGAACAGACAGUGGAACAUAUUCCUGUAACGUCAGUAACCCAGUCAGUGCUGAGGAAGCUACAUUCACCAUGCAUGUUAACUAUGGACCAGACAAUGUUCAAAUCACAGGUCCAAGUGAGGUACAUGUUGGACAGGCCAUAAAUUUAACCUGCUCUGCUGAGUCCAACCCAUCUGCUAAUUACACCUGGAUGCUGAAUGGGAUGGAGAUACACAACUCUGCUGUGUUCACUAAAAACACAACAGAGUUUUCUGACAGCGGCAAAUACACCUGUGAAGUCACAAAUAAAAUAACUGGGAGAACGUCAUCGGUGGUGCACAUAUUAUCUGUAACAGAGCCAGUCUCCAAUGUAAUGUUAGCUGCCAGCAGCACAGACCUGGUGGAGUUCAACAGCUCCGUCACACUGACCUGCUCCUCCUCUGGAUCCUCCCUCUCUUUCCUCUGGCUGAACAGCAGCUCUGAGGUGACAGAAAGUGACAGAGUUCAGCUCACUGAUGGAGGCUCCACCCUCACUAUAGUCAAUGUGACCCGCUAUGACCAGGGACCAUUCAGGUGUCUCGUGUCCAAUCCUGUCAGUGAUGACAGCAGCAGCAAUGAAGUAAACCUCUCCAUCAGCUAUGGCCCAGAAAAUAUUAUUUUGACAUCUCCACCACAUGAAUACUAUGCAGUAGGAUCAAACUUCAUCCUGUCCUGCUCAGCUGACUCCAGACCUGCUGCCAUGUUUUACUGGUUUCUGAAUGGAGACCAGCUGACUGAUACUGGAGCAGAGCUCAGGCUGACAAACAUUCAGAUGAGUCAGAGUGGAAACUACAGCUGUCAGGCCUUUAACCAGAAAACUGGCAGAUAUGAAAUGUCUCAGUCAUCACCUGUGACUGUACUGGAGUCAGUCUCCAAUGUAAUGUUAGCUGCCAGCAGCACAGACCUGGUGGAGUUCAACAGCUCCGUCACACUGACCUGCUCCUCCUCUGGAUCCUCCCUCUCUUUCCUCUGGCUGAACAGCAGCUCUGAGGUGACAGAAAGUGACGGAGUUCAGCUCACUGAUGGAGGCUCCAACCUCACUAUAGUCAGUGUGACCCGCUAUGACCAGGGACCAUUCAGGUGUCUCGUGUCCAAUCCUGUCAGUAAUGACAGCAGCAGCAAUGAAGUAAACCUCUCCAUCAGCUAUGGCCCAGAAAAUAUUAUUUUAACAUCUCCACCACUUGAACACUAUGCAGUCGGAUCAAACAUCAUCCUGUCCUGCUCAGCUGACUCCAGACCAGCUGCCAUGUUUUACUGGUUUCUGAAUGGAGACCAGCUGACCGAUGCUGGAGCAGAGCUCAGACUGACAAACAUUCAGAUGAGUCAGAGUGGAAACUACAGCUGUCAGGCCUUUAACCAGAAAACUCUGAGAUAUGAAACGUCUCUGCUGUCAGUUGUCUCUGUACUGGAGAGAAUAUCAGGUGUUUCUUUGACAUCGACAACAAACCUGCCGAUUGAGAAGAAGUCUGUCAACUUAACCUGUGAGGCUGCUGGCACUGUAUUUAACAGAAGGUGGAAGAAGGAUGGCUCAGAUCUGAUCCUGGCAGACAACAUGAUGCUUUAUGACGAGAACAGAGGGCUGUUUAUUGACCCUCUACAGAGAACAGACAGUGGAACAUAUUCCUGUAACGUCAGUAACCCAGUCAGCGCUGAGGAAGCUACAUUCACCAUGGAUGUUAACUAUGGACCAGACAAUGUUCAAAUCACAGGUCCAAGUGAGGUACAUGUUGGACAGGCCAUAAAUUUAACCUGCUCUGCUGAGUCCAACCCAUCUGCUAGUUACACCUGGAUGCUGAAUGGGACGGAGAUACACAACUCUGCUGUGUUCACUAAAAACACAACAGAGUUUUCUGACAGCGGCGAAUACACCUGUCAAGUCACAAAUAAAAUAACUGAGAGAACGUCAUCGGUGCUGCACAUAUUAUCUGUAACAGGUUUAACCACAGGAGCUGGUGUGUUGUCAGAUGUUCCUCUGAAUGCAGCUGUUGGAGAGAAUGUGACGUUCACCCCAACACUGACUCCAUCGGAAAACCCACUUCUAACAGUCACGUGGAACUUUGAUCAGAAUAAGAAAAUAAUCACUUAUAGUGGUGUAACCAUCCCGGAACCAGAGUAUGAAGGCAGGGUCACCUUCUUCCCUUCUUCUGGAUCUCUGGAGCUCAGGAAUGUGAAUUUAAAUGACACUGGAGGAUACAGCGUUUCCAUUGUACAACAGGGAGAAAUAGCAAAGAAUGGAGCCACCACACUGAGAGUUUAUGAGCCAGUCUCCAAUGUAAUGUUAGCUGCCAGCAGCACAGACCUGGUGGAGUUCAACAGCUCCGUCACACUGACCUGCUCCUCCUCUGGAUCCUCCCUCUCUUUCCUCUGGAUGAACAGCAGCUCUGAGGUGACAGAAAGUGACAGAGUUCAGCUCACUGAUGGAGGCUCCACCCUCACUAUAGUCAAUGUGACCCGCUAUGACCAGGGACCAUUCAGGUGUCGCGUGUCCAAUCCUGUCAGUGAUGGCAGCAGCAAUGAAGUAAACCUCUCCAUCAGCUAUGGCCCAGAAAAUAUUACUUUGACAUCUCCACCACAUGAACACUAUGCAGUAGGAUCAAACAUCAUCCUGUCCUGUUCAGCUGACUCCAGACCUGCUGCCAUGUUUUACUGGUUUCUGAAUGGAGACCAGCUGACUGAUACUGGAGCAGAGCUCAGACUGACAAACAUUCAGAUGAGUCAGAGUGGAAACUACAGCUGUCAGGGCUUUAACCAGAAAACUCUGAGAUAUGAAACGUCUCUGCUGUCAGUUGUCUCUGUAAUGGAGAGAAUAUCAGGUGUUUCUUUAACAUCGACAACAAACCUGCCGAUUGAGGGGAAGUCUGUCAACUUAACCUGUGAGGCUGCUGGCACUGUAUUUAACAGAAGGUGGAAGAAGGAUGGCUCAGAUCUGAUCCUGACAGACAACAUGAUGCUUUAUGACGAGAACAGAGGGCUGUUUAUUGACCCUCUACAGAGAACAGACAGUGGAACAUAUUCCUGUAAUGUCAGUAACCCAAUCAGUGCUGAGGAAGCUACAUUCACCAUGGAUGUUAACUAUGGACCAGACAAUGUUCAAAUCACAGGUCCAAGUGAGGUACAUGUUGGACAGGCCAUAAAUUUAACCUGCUCUGCUGAGUCCAACCCAUCUGCUAGUUACACCUGGAUACUGAAUGGGACGGAGAUACACAACUCUGCUGUGUUCACUAAAAACACACCUGAGCCUUCUGACAGCGGCGCAUACACCUGUCAAGUCACAAAUAAAAUAACUGAGAGAACGUCAUCGGCGGUGCACGUAUUAUCUGUAACAGAGCCAGUCUCCAAUGUAACGUUAGCUGCCAGCAGCACAGACCUGGUGGAGUUCAGCAGCUCCGUCACACUGACCUGCUCCUCCUCUGGAUCCUCCCUCUCUUUCCUCUGGCUGAACAGCAGCUCUGAGGUGACAGAAAGUGACAGAGUUCAGCUCACUGAUGGAGGCUCCACCCUCACUAUAGUCAAUGUGACCCGCUAUGACCAGGGACCAUUCAGGUGUCUCGUGUCCAAUCCUGUCAGUGAUGGCAGCAGCAAUGAAGUAAACCUCUCCAUCAGCUAUGGCCCCGAAAAUAUUAUUUUGGCAUCUCCACCACAUGAACACUAUGCAGUAGGAUCAAACAUCACCCUGUCCUGCUCAGCUGACUCCAGACCAGCUGCCAUGUUUUACUGGUUUCUGAAUGGAGACCAGCUGAUUGAUACUGGAGCAGAGCUCAGACUGACAAACAUUCAGAUGAGUCAGAGUGGAAACUACAGCUGUCAGGGCUUUAACCAGAAAACUCUGAGAUAUGAAACGUCUCAGUCAUCACCUGUGACUGUACUGGAGCCAGUCUCCAAUGUAAUGUUAGCUGCCAGCAGCACAGACCUGGUGGAGUUCAACAGCUCUGUCACACUGACCUGCUCCUCCUCUGGAUCCUCCCUCUCUUUCCUCUGGCUGAACAGCAGCUCUGAGGUGACAGAAAGUGACGGAGUUCAGCUCACUGAUGGAGGCUCCAACCUCACUAUAGUCAAUGUGACCCGCUAUGACCAGGGACCAUUCAGGUGUCUCGUGUCCAAUCCUGUCAGUAAUGACAGCAGCAAUGAAGUAAACCUCUCCAUCAGCUAUGGCCCCGAUAAUGUUAUUUUAACAUCUCCACAUGAACACUAUGCAGUAGGAUCAAACAUCACCCUGUCCUGCUCAGCUGACUCCAGACCUGCUGCCAUGUUUUACUGGUUUCUGAAUGGAGGCCAGCUGACUGAUACUGGAGCAGAGCUCAGACUGACAAACAUUCAGAUGAGUCAGAGUGGAGACUACAGCUGUCAGGCCUUUAACAAUAAAACUCUGAGAUAUGAAACAUCUCUGCUGUCAGUUGUUUCUGUACUGAGGAGAAUAUCAGGUGUUUCUUUGACAUCGACAACAAACCUGCUGAUUGAGGGGAAGUCUGUCAACUUAACCUGUGAGGCUGCUGGCACUGUAUUUAACAGAAGGUGGAAGAAGGAUGGCUCAGAUCUGAUCCUGACAGACAACAUGAUGCUUUAUGACGAGAACAGAGGGCUGUUUAUUGACCCUCUACAGAGAACAGACAGUGGAACAUAUUCCUGUAAAGUCAGUAACCCAGUCAGUGCUGAAGAAGCUGCAUUCACCAUGGAUGUUAACUAUGGACCAGACAAUGUUCAAAUCACAGGUCCAAGUGAGGUACAUGUUGGACAGGCCAUAAAUUUAACCUGCUCUGCUGAGUCCAACCCAUCUGCUAAUUACACCUGGAUGCUGAAUGGGACGGAGAUACACAACUCUGCUGUGUUCACUAAAAACACAACAGAGUUUUCUGACAGCGGCGAAUACACCUGUGAAGUCACAAAUAAAAUAACUGAGAGAACGUCAUCGGCGGUGCACAUAUUAUCUGUAACAGUCACAACAUCAGGCUGUUCAGGUGGUUGCAUUGCUGGCAUAGUAAUUGGAUGUUUACUCGUUUUUGGAGCAGCUGGUGGUGGAGGAUACUACGUUUAUAAGAAAAAAAUCAACAAAAAACAACCUCCACAAUCCAACAAAGCAGAGGAGAACGUGUAUGAGGAGAUUUCACCUGUACGUGAGAACGUUUAAACUCAGUCUGUCCAGUUACGCCUUUAGGUUGUGGACGUCCAGUGAAACUCAACAGAAGCAGAAUUAUGAAUGUUUCUCAAAGUGUUAGUUGACUUUUUGACCCCUUGGAGGCAGAAAGAUGACAGAUGUAGCAGCCGUAACGUAUUACUUAUUACUUGUUCACAUUUAUGGCUAAUGCAUAAGCAAACAAGUUCCUUAUUGCUCAUCUGGUACAGAGCAACAGUUGCAUUUAUGCUCACCUGUGCACUGAUCCACAGCUGUGCUGGGGAGGAGAAAGGGGGGCUUCAGACUUCACUUUAUUGAUCCCUUUGGGAUGACUCACUCAUGGAAAUUGAAUUUCCAGCAGCUUAUAAAGUAAGGCACACAUGGCAGUUUGCAAACAGCCACAAACCACAGGUAUAAUAAUAAGAUAAAAAAAAGAUAAAAAAAAAAAUUCUUAGCUAAAUAUGGAAAACAGAGAUAAAUAAAAUGUAAAAUAAAAUAAAUAUAGAGAACUGUACAUGGAAAUAUAAACAACUGUAUAUGGCUAAUAAAUUGUUGCACAGCAUGUGGCUUCCAUUCCUUCCCUUCUGUCCUCUGUACCCUAUUUCCUCCUCCUCCCCCUAAGUGGGGAGUUGUAAAGCCUGAUGGCAUUGUGGACAAAGGAGUUCUUCAGUCUGUUGGUCCUACACUUGGGAAGGAGCCGUCUUUCACCGAACAGGCUCCUCUGGUUGCUAAUGGCGCUGUGCAGAGGGUGGCUGGCAUUGUCCAUAAUAUCCCGCAGUUUGUCCAGUGUCCCCCUCUCUGUCACCGUCCACAGAGAGUCCAGCUUCAUGCCGACCACAGACCCGGCCCCAGCCUGAUCAGUUUAUCCAGUCUGGAUGUGUCCUUCUUAGAUGUGCUGCCUCCUCAGCAAAAGAGGACACUGGCAACCACAGACUGGUAAAACAUCCACAGCAGUUACCCUGUUGCUGCAGGGUUGGAGGCAUAGCGUUGUCCAAACUGUGUUGGUAUGCUGAAGCAUAAAAAGGUGUGACUGAAUACUUUUGUCAGUAUAGUGUAUUGUUAACAUAAGCACUCUAACAGUGAUGGAUAAGUUUGCAUUCAUUUUUCAUUUAAGAUAUUUGAAGCCACUAAGUGACUCUUAUUGUUUUAUACAUUUUUGUGUACUUUGUGUAAUAAUUCAGUGUAUCUAUAAGGCUUGCUUUUAAUUUUCUCUUCUCCCACUGUGUCCAGCCUCAGCAUUGUAAAUGCAAAAUAUUUGGUUGUUUAGUAAUAAAGCUGUAUAUGCAGG